UUGUAAAGAACAGCUGUUAAUUUUUUUGUGGGCUGGAAAGGGUUAAGCAGCAUAACAGAAUGUCCUGGGAAUGUUGGCACUGAGGCAACAGCCUUUUUAGUACUCUGGAUGGGAUCCCAGCAGUCUAAAGAAAGUUGUAAACCCUCCCAAGAUGCUAAGUUUGUUCCCUGGUUGCUUUUUGGAAAGCCAAGAAGGGAGAUACUGUAUCAAGUAGCUGGAGACAUGUGCGUGAGGACAACUGAUUAUCUUCAGCAAGGAACAGACGCCUUGCCUUCUCCCCAAAGGGCUUCACUUUCACUUGGAGCACUCGAGUUAUCUCAGCAGAGUCAUCUUUUCUGGAACAAAAAAUACAAAAAAGAAAAAAAGUUUGACUGUGCCGGCUCUUGUGAAUAUUCUUUGGGGUUUUGUCAUUACUAAUUUGCUUUCAUGUUGUUUGAGAAGAAAGCACAAGAGGCACUUCCUCACUGCGUGGGAGAGAAAGGUUACACAAGGUUUCUGUAAAGUUACCCCUUGUUACUUUGUGAGCUUUUUAUUAAUACCUAUCUGUUUUACCUGGCUGCCACUGAUCCCUUCAAUAUCAAGUUGCAAUGGAUGCCAUCUUGAUCGGCUUUGAGGAUAUCUUUUAUAACAGGGAUGGCCUGCUAUGGAACUUGACUUCCAGGGCGCUCAAAAGCUGGCGGAUUAUGAACCUGCGAGCGGUGCAGCUGAUGUUGAGGCCAAGGUGCAUUUCAAGAGCGGUGUACCAGAUGACUGAGGGGCGUCGAUGUCAAGUGCACCUUCUCGAUGACAGGAAACUUGAACUUCUUGUGCAGCCCAAACUCCUGGCGAAAGAUCUGUUGGACCUGGUGGCUUCACAUUUUAACCUGAAAGAAAAGGAAUAUUUUGGAAUAUCCUAUACAGAUGAAACGGGCCACUUUAGCUGGUUGCAGCUUGAUCGCCGAGUACUGGAACAUGACUUCCCCAAAAAGUCAGGACCAGUUACGCUGUACUUCUGUGUCAGGUUCUACAUUGAAAGUAUAUCCUACCUGAAGGACAAUGCCACAAUAGAACUGUUUUUCCUCAAUGCAAAGUCUUGCAUUUACAAGGAACUGAUUGAAGUUGACAGUGAAGUGGUCUUUGAAUUAGCCUCCUAUAUUUUGCAGGAGGCAAAAGGAGACCAUAGCAGCAUUGAAGUCACAAGAGCUGACUUGAAAAAACUGCCAGCACUCCCAACGCAAGCACUGAAGGAGCACCCUUCCCUUGCUUACUGUGAGGACAGAGUUGUAGAGCACUACAAGAAGCUAAGUGGUCAGUCCAGAGGUCAAGCAAUUGUAAAUUAUAUGAGCAUUGUGGAAUCAGUUCCCACAUAUGGAGUGCAUUAUUAUGCAGUAAAGGACAAGCAGGGUAUUCCUUGGUGGUUGGGACUAAGUUACAAAGGAAUAUUUCAGUAUGAUCACCAUGACAAAGUGAAACCAAGAAAGGUGUUCCAAUGGAGGCAGCUUGAAAACCUGUACUUCAGGGAAAAAAAGUUUUCUGUGGAAGUGCAUGACCCCCGCAGGGCAUCAGUGUCGAGAAGAACCUUUGGGCACAGUGGAAUUGCAGUGCAUACAUGGUAUGCCUGUCCUGCACUGAUAAAGUCCAUUUGGGCUAUGGCUAUUAGCCAGCACCAAUUCUAUCUGGAUAGAAAGCAGAGCAAGUCAAAAAUCCAUGCUGCCCGAAGCUUGAGUGAAAUAGCUAUUGACCUGACAGAAACUGGAACACUAAAGACCUCUAAACUUGCCAACAUGGGAAGCAAAGGGAAGAUCAUCAGCGGGAGCAGCGGCAGUCUUCUGUCAUCAGGUUCCCAGGAGUCUGAUAGCUCCCAGUCUGCCAAGAAAGACAUGCUGGCUGCACUGAAGUCCAGGCAGGAAGCUCUGGAGGAGACACUCCGCCAGCGUCUGGAGGAACUCAAGAAGAUUUGCAUACGAGAGGCGGAGCUAACAGGGAAAUUACCUAAAGAGUAUCCCUUGGACCCAGGGGAGCUGCCGCCUGCUGUCCAGCGUAGGAUUGGCACUGCCUUUAAACUGGACGAACAGAAAAUUCUGCCAAAGGGAGAGGAGGCUGAGUUGGAACGCCUGGAGCGAGAGUUUGCCAUCCAGUCUCAGAUAACAGAGGCAGCGCGUCGAUUGGCCAGCGACCCCAACGUCAGCAAGAAACUGAAGAAACAAAGGAAAACCUCCUACCUGAACGCACUAAAAAAACUGCAGGAAAUUGAGAAUGCAAUUAACGAGUAUCGUAUCAAAUCUGGAAAGAAACCAACGCAGCGGGCUUCUCUUAUUAUAGAAGAAGCAAAUAUUGGCAUUGAAGACGGUUCACUGUCAGACGCCCUUGUUCUUGAGGAUGACGAUUCUCAAGUGACCAGCACCUUUUCCCCUACAGCCUCCCCUCAUAAAGGUCUGCCUCCCCGACCCCCUUCCCACAACAGACCCCCUCCUCCACAGUCCCUGGAGGGGCUCAGGCACAUGCACUACCAGCGCAGCGACUACGACAAGUCUCCUAUCAAACCCAAAAUGUGGAGCGAGUCUUCUUUAGAUGAGCCAUACGAAAAAGUCAAGAAGCGCUCUUCUCACAGUCACUCCGGUCACAGGCGCUUUCCUAGUUCAGGGAGCUGUGCAGAGGCUGGAGGGAGCAACUCUCUGCAGAACAGCCCGAUCAGGAGCCUCCCCCACUGGAACUCCCAGUCCAGUAUGCCAUCCACCCCGGAUCUACGUGUACGGAGUCCGCAGUAUGUCCAUUCCACAAGAUCAGUCGACAUCAGCCCGACCCGACUGCACAGUUUAGUACAGCACUUUAGACACCGGAGCUCCAGCCUAGAGUCGCAGGGCAAACUGCUGGGUUCUGAGAACGAGACAGCCAGCCCUGACUUCUACACCCCACGGACACGCAGCAGCAAUGGCUCGGACCCCCUGGACGACUGCUCCUCCUGCACCAGCCACUCCAGCUCCGAGCACUACUACCCUGCCCAGGGCAACCCUAAUUACUCCACUCUGGCUGAAGACUCCCCUUCCAAGGCAAGGCAGCGACAGAGGCAGCGGCACAAAUCGGCAGGGAACCUGGGCUCCUCCAACUCCGGCAGCAUGCCCAACCUGGCUGCUAAAAACGGGGGUGCUCAUCACGGGGUGUACCUGCACAGCCAGAGCCAGCCUUCCUCACAGUACCGCAUCAAGGAGUAUCCGCUCUACAUCGAUGGCAGCCCCACGCCGGUUGUGGUGCGCAGCCUGGAAAAUGACCAGGAAGGACACUACAGUGUGAAAGCACAGUUCAAAACCUCCAACUCUUACACAGCAGGGGGGAUGUACAAGGAGAGCUGGCACGGGGAUGAGGGGGAAGGCAGUGGCCGGUUGACCCCCUCCCGCUCUCAGAUCGUAAGGACUCCCUCACUGGGGCGGGAGGGUGGGGGCAGGACUGCCGUGUCGGACGAGCUCAGGUGCUGGUACCAGCGCACCUCAUCCACCCUCAAAGAGCACAACAGACUAUCGCACACCAGCUCCAACUCCUCUGACAGUGGCUCACAGUACAGCACGUUGCAGAGCUCCUUCACAGCACACAGCAGGAAGUCCAGGAUGUCUCAAAUGUCCAAAGCACCGUCAGCUGCCUCACCUCACAGUCAGAGGUGCAUGAUGCCGAACAGCGAGUCUGCAGCCACGCCCCCCAGCAGUCCACAUCAUAUCCUAAGCUGGCAGAGUGGAGAGACAGCAGAAAACUCUCACAUUGAGGAUCAGCCUCUUUCUCCAGCUCACCAAAGUACUGAUGAAUAGAGGUCCUACAAUGACAGUUGUUACCUGGAGAGUUCCUUGUACACUGAAUUAGCAGAUGUCCAAUGGUAUGGACGAGAAAAAGCCAAGCCUGGAACUCUGGUCUGAACUCCUGUUUUGUUACUGUUACCACAUCAAUGUCAUUCUGAGAUCGCAACACUAUCCUAACAUUUGGCAGUAUUACACUCCAUUAGCUCCCUCCACUUCUACUUCAGCUCCCUCCACUUCUACUCCACAAUGAGCAAUGCCAUGAUUAGGGACUCCUUGAACUGACUGAGCUAUGGUACCCUACAGACUGUCAGUGGUUGGUACUGGUAUUUUUAUCCUUCUGGGAAUCUGACCAUGAACUAAACGUUACCCACUGACUGGCAGAUGCCAUCUGAUCAGCCAUUUGGCCAGCCUUCAAGAAGUUAACAGCAUUCAUAGUCAGUUUUGAAUUCACAAAAGUGAAAACUCUGUAGAAAUGCUGGUGUUACAAACAAGCCACUAGACUCUGUGGUCUCGGACAGCUGAUGUUUAUUUCCAAUGCAAUACUAAUUAUGUUUUAUUUGGUGCCAGCCCAUGGUCCCAAACAAAGUGAACCUUCAUAAAGUUGUCUAUGUGUUCCUUCAACCUACAUUGUCUGGAUUUUGGGAACAACAAAACUAAAAAAGAAAACAAAAGAUACUAACCUUGUAAUGGACCCAUAAAUAAAUACAAAAUUGAAAAAUGUUAAACCCUGCAUCUGAUUUUUUAAAUAAUUGGAAAAUAAAUGUUUUGAAGCAAAAAAUGAUUCAGAAUCCACAAUGAAAAGGCACAUGUUUUUGGAUCAGCAGUGUCUGCCAGCUGCAAACAUUUGUACUUAUGAUGGAGCAUCACAUUAGCUGCUGAACUACCAAAGAUAAAAAGAAAAAAAACAAAAUAUAUGGGACUUUACUGAGGUUUAUCUGAAAAAUACUUCACUUGAAGAAGCCCCAGCCUUCAACACAGAGCACAGUCCAAUACACAUUGAUCUGUAACUCAAGGACUCAAUACAUAGGUUGUUCUACCUAUAUUAGUCAGUUAACUUCUGAUUUCCCUGUUUUUUUGUUACUACCCCAGGUACUGCAAUGUUAUUCAUCUUAAAGCCAAUAAAAGGUGAGGAACAGUUUUUUGCAAUAUGCAAAAGAAAAAAAAGAGAUUGACCUGGAUCCAGGUUUUUAUUUUAGCUACAUGCUUUCACUGACACAUCCUUCCUGCUGAUCACGAUCAUACACAAAACUGCUUUUAUAAAAUCAAUGUUAUUUUAGCAUAGAGAUUGUCUCUGUCUAUUGCUUAAGUUUGUUUUGGCUAGUGGCAUUUUUUUUUUAUUUUUUUUCUCGGUUCAGCUCGCAAGGUUUAAAAAACAAAACAAAUGAGAAAACUCUCAUUGUUUGGAACCAUUUUUUUUUUUUUAUUUCAUUUUUUUUUUAAAACAGUUAUUACAACAUACAAUUGUCCAUUUUAGAUAGCUCAGUCCAUAAAGGUUCAUAUCUCAGGCUUAUUGUAGGCUUAUUGUCAGUGCCCACCUUUCUUCUGUAAUGGCAAAGGCAGGGCCCACACAGGUGCUUUACCCUCAGGUGCUCCAUUGCCUGUACUGUAACAUCACUGAAACAGCUAUGAAACAAACCUGUAUUCCUGGAACUGUUCGAACAUGGCAGCUUACUGUGGGUGGGUUAAAGGUAGCAUUUUGCCAUCAUUUUAAUCCUACAGACCAAGUGGCACGAGACUGUGGCUAAACAGGUCACACACAUGAUCAGAAUCAAACUUGGUAUGUUAUUAUGUGACUAUUAUAAGUCAUGAUUGAUUGUUAUCCACAUUCUGCCUUACAGAACAAAAUGCAGGUUUGUACCAGGCUGUGGGUAUAAGUUGUACGCUAUAAUUGCUUGUCUUUUCCUGUAGAAUGCACAAUAUUCACAUGCAGUAUAUGGACCUUGGAUUAAACUCUACACUUUUUAUAUGAUGUAAAAAGAUACUGUGAAACCUUAGUCAGUAAAAUGUAUAGCCAUAAACAACAGCCAGUCUUAAGUUUGCUUUUCAGAAAUCUGUACGUACAGAAAGUCCAAAAUAAACAAUUUAAUAAGCGACUUACAAGCUGUUUCUGUUCCAUAGAAAGGAACAAAAUAAUUGAUAUACACUUUAAUUCAUAAAGCAUCACUUGGCUCAGUUUAUAGUUAUUUUAAUAUUGUUUCCAGUUAGGUGAGGCAGGGGUAAUCAAUGCCUGUAAAUUAUAGUAGGUGUACUGUAUUGUUUCUUUAAAUAUUAACAAUUUUAAGUAGUUACUUGGUUCCUGUUUAUUCAUAAUGUAACUGUUCCAUAAUGCUUGUUGCUCCAGGUAGCUAUUCUUUAAUAUCUGCCAAUCACCUCUGCUAUCAAUGCGUAGCAAUACAGACAGAACAGUCAAGGUUGGUUUUAAGCAAGGGAAGCUACAAUACUUUUACAGCCUUAACUGACAAAAUACCUUUUGCUUUGCCAACCUAAAACACAAAAAACAAUUAGUGGUACAAACCAAAACCAUGUGCGUUACCCUCACAUAGUGACGGUUCGGUCAAGUGAGUAUUUUAUUUUUUUGUGUGUGUGUGUGUGUGUUUACUUUUUUUCAAAUGAUUUCUGUCUGAAUGUUUUUGACAUCCAUUGGCCAGGAUAUUGGCUAAGUCUAUUAUUACACGUGACUUAAUAUUGUGUAUUUCAAUUUCAACAUGGUUUAUCAUCAUUUAAAGCAAAUUACUGUGUAUAACUUGACGUAAUGCUGGCACAUAAUGUGAAAUCUCUACUGGGUUUUCAGCAAAGGGGUUUUAUUGUGGCUGCCUUUGUAAUUGAAGGGAAUAUCUCUGCUUCUCCGAGCAGAGCCGUGUUUGAAUGGAAUGAAGACAGCAAAGGUGAAAGCAGACCAAGAGAAAGAAAAGAUAUCUCAAAGUAUGAUCCAGAAAAAAUAGCCCAAAAGCCUAUACAACCCCAAGAAAGGCAGAGCAAGCGGAGCCGAUUAGAACAAAAAACAGAUCUCCACGGCAACAGUGCUGUCUGAUGGUUUUUUCUAUUUUUUUUGCCAUUGUUUAUAGAUUAAUCACAAACAUAAAAUUGAGUAGUGAAAAAUCCAACCACCUUUUCAAUUUCACGUUGAAAUAAAGCUUUAAAUGCAUAGUUUCUACUCUAAUAAAAAAAAAAAACACCUUCAUCCCAAUCAACAGUGGAGCUGCAAGCACACAUUCUAGAAGCUCUACAAACGGCUUACGGCUGCUUCUUUAUUGAACAUCUAUAAACAGAUUUCUUGGGGUUUUCUAUGUGGUUAAACACAGGUGUUAGAUUAGGAAUGUUAAAAACUGGGCCACACUUGACAUUAAAAAAACUAAACUAUGUUUAUUUAUUCCUGGCUUGCUACACCAUACCACUGCUGUCUUCAUGGGUACAGUUGAAAGUUUGUAGCUAAGAGGCAGGCAUAAUUACUAACAUUCAUCAAUGUUAAAAAGGCAGUUAUUCAAAGACAUUGACCAUUGUUUAAAGAUGUUGAAAUCAUUUUUAAGUCAAUAUUAGCUUUUAGUUUGGACAUAGUAACAACCCCUUUCAGGUGCUACAAGAUGACCAGUUACUGCUUAGUUACCUAGGUGUAGAAUGUUACUUAUAUUGUGGUCAAUAGUUUUAUCACCAGUUGUUUAACAAGAAGGACAUUAGUUUAAAAACAAACUAUAUAAGUCACUCCCUCCAACUGACAGUAGAGCAUGUAAAAUAAUUACUGGAUUCUGUUCAACCAUAAUCAGACAAAGGUGUAUGUCGUAGAAAAAAGUGGAAUUGUUCCAAUUCCAUCGUUAAUUUAUUCUUUUUGUAUUAAGAAUUUGUAUAGUAACUUUACAUUUUUCAAAACAGUGUUGUUGGCAAAUAAUGAAUUUUCAAGAUGAGAAAUUUGGUGGUUCUUGAGAUUAUGAAAAAUAAAUUAUUGCUGAAUGUUCUCAACAUGCAA
This is a messenger RNA of Acipenser ruthenus (sterlet), 7725 nucleotides long. RefSeq names its product FERM domain-containing protein 4A. The coding region runs from base 588 to 3776 and encodes 1062 amino acids. The record is from RefSeq and is a predicted model, not a curated record. Gene Ontology annotation, cellular component: cytoskeleton; adherens junction; bicellular tight junction. Gene Ontology annotation, biological process: establishment of epithelial cell polarity. The transcript has 24 exons. NCBI's taxonomy places the organism in Eukaryota, Metazoa, Chordata, Actinopteri, Acipenseriformes, Acipenseridae.